Molecule: messenger RNA, 1030 nt
Organism: Pelagomonas calceolata
Lineage: Eukaryota; Pelagophyceae; Pelagomonadales; Pelagomonadaceae
Source: the annotation of a GenBank genome assembly
ACACACUGAGUGCAGCCCAGUGCCCUGCCGCCCGCCAAACGCAAUCACGAAUCGAAGCGACACGCGCACGCGUUCCACCGAAGUGGUUGCAGCACUGCAGAGCCGCCAACUGCCAGCUCGGCACGCGCACUCUUUUCCAUUGGCACCGUGUGCUUGCAAAAUGCAACAAGCAGUCCUCGUCCUCGCGGCAGGCACAUGCCUCGCCGCGCGGACGCACCGCUUAACAGUCUCGAACGUGCCGCGGUGGGUGCCGACGCGACGCCUCUUGGGCGACGGCGGCUGGCGCGCGGACGGCGACGCCUGGACGGCGGAGCUGACGACGCGCGACGCGUGCGACGUCGCCGCGAGCAUUCGCGGCGUCGGUCUCGACGGUCGCAAGCUGCUGCUCGAGGCGACGCCGAAGCUGCCGCGACCCGCGGUGCGCGCGGCCCGCCUCGAGGACGCGCGACGGCGGCGCACGACGAGCCCGGGCUUUACGCGCCGGGGCGCCCGCGUCGACGCGGAGGGCAAGUGGUCGCUCACUCCCGAACGCCUCGCGAACGAGAUCGCCGACAAGGUGCCCGCGGGCAGCUCGGUCUUUGACUGCUGCUGCGGCUGCGGCGGCAAUGCGAUCGCCUUCGCGCGGCGCUGCGCCGUCACGGCCAUCGACGUGAGCGCGGACCGCGUCGCGCUCGCGCGGAGGAACGCGAAAAUCUACGGCGUGGACGUCCGCGUCGACGUGGGCGACGCCCUGCGCGACGAGCGGACCGCCGACGUCCUAUUCGUCGACGCGCCCUGGGGCCGCGAGUGGGACAAGGAGCGCACGGACCUCGACUCGCUGCCCCUGCUGCGGGACGUGCUCGCCGCGGCGCCGGGUCGAUUCAAACGAGUACUCGCCAAGGUGCCGCCGUCCUUCGCGACGGCCGCCGUCCCGGGCGCUGCGGCCGAGGCGUUUUUCGGCCACGAGUCGGGCGACGCGCGGCGGAUCAAGUUCGUGCUGCUCGAUUUAGUUUUGUGACUGUGUGUGUCCUGAAUUUAAGUUUCUCUCUAG